UAAUUAAUAUUAGAGUAGGUAGUCCAGAGUUCGUAAUUGGCUCACACACCAACGGCGUGACAAACUCCUAUAAAAGAAGGACCGAAGGAGGAGGAGGAGGGACUAGAGAUUGAGACGUCCCCGCAACUCUCCGCGCCUUGGCAACUUCUGUUGAGAUUCAAGGCGAGUUGUAGAAGAAGAAGAAGAAGAAGAAGAAGCAUCUGCAAUUGUGGGAGGAAGCCCAAAAUGGGGAGGAUAUUUACGCUCGAUCUGGAAGGAAACGUCUACAGCUGCAAGUACUGCCACACUCAUCUCGCCCUUUUCGAAGAUAUCCUUUCCAAGAGAUUCCUUUGCAAGCAUGGAGAAGCUUACCUCUUCGAUAAGGUGUAAGUAUUUCUCGCUUGAAAAUGUGCAGCUGAAAUUGAUUGAAACGUGGGAAUGCGUUGUCAUUACCUGGCACUGGCAUUAGCUAGGUCGUAUGCAACUUGUCAUUGAUUUCCAUGUUUGCGAUUACAGUUCCUAGCAUAAUGGUUAGUUGGUUUGUCCAUGAUGACAGUGUGAAUGUCAUGGUUGGGGAGAAAGAAGAGCGAAACAUGCUCACUGGAAUGCACACUGUCGUAGAUAUUUUUUGCGUUGGUUGUGGCUCAAUCGUAGGCUGGAAAUAUGAAGCUGCACAUGAGGAGUCCCAACAGUACAAAGUAGGCAAAUUCAUCCUGGAGAGGUGGCAAUUGCUACCCUGAAACUACCCCUUGAUAGUUUCAAGUGCUGGGCCCGAAUACUUGGAGCCAUGAUGAUGGAAGCGAUGUCGAAGAUUGAUGGUUGAGUGGUGGAAGUUGCUUUGGGUCGUUAGGUUUUAGAUACUUUUUCCACAACAUCUCACUGUUCUUAGCAGAAUUUUGGCCUAAGCGGCAUGAGUAGAAAGAUAGGGAUUUGAGACAUAAUAUACCACAUCCAAAGUAAUCAUGAUAAUCUUAAGUUUAUGUAGGAGGUUCUUCCUUCUGUUCGGAUAUAGGAAGUGUUAUUAUUCAAGUCUUGUUAUUCAGGAAGUAUGAUUAGUAUUACCUCUUGUGUUUCUUUCUUUCUUUCUUUCUUUCUUUCCCAUGUAUAUGAAUGUGGCAUCGGAAUCGGAUAGAUUAAUACAACGCUAGUAAGUAAUUUGAGUUUGGGAGUUGGAGAAGAGGCCCUAUUGAAGGGUUUUGAUCAUUUUUUUCGAAUCGGAUACAUUAAUACAAUGCUAGCAAGUAAUUUGAGUUUGGGAGUUGGAGAAGAGGCCCUAUUGAAGGGUUUUGAUCAUUUUUUUCGAAUCGGAUACAUUAAUACAAUGCUAGCAAGUAAUUUGA
Linum tenue is the source of this 1319-nucleotide messenger RNA. The record is from the annotation of a GenBank genome assembly. NCBI's taxonomy places the organism in Eukaryota, Viridiplantae, Streptophyta, Magnoliopsida, Malpighiales, Linaceae.